AUGGACGUGCGCAGUGCGUGCAUGUGUCGUACUAUCCAGAAACUCCUCUGCAACCCUCUGCAACGCUCCAGCUGCUCAGCGGAGCGUCGCAUAGGUGCUGUACGCAGCACGUGCAGAAGCACUGAAGACUUUAAAGACAGACGACACCAGGUUUAUAGAGAAGAGCGCAACCUAACCGUGGGUUCAGGGGUUCAACUCCGACACGAAGCAAGCUGGUUUCAGUUCCACCUGGGGAUCAAUCGCCACGCCUUGUAUCCACGGGCCAGCCCUAUGGUGGAUCAACUCCUUAGGGACACACAGAGGUUUAGUACCAUCAGUGCUGAUUACAGCCAGGACGAGAAAGCCUUGCUCGGGGCCUGCGACUGCUCCCAAAUUGUAAAGCCCAGCGGGGUGCACCUGAAACUUGUUUUGCGGUUCCAAGACUUCGGGAAAGCCAUGUUCAAACCAAUGAGACAGAAACGAGAUGAGGAGACUCCGGAAGAUUUUUUUUACUUUGUUGACUUUCAGAGACACAAUGCGGAGAUUGCCGCCUUCCACCUAGACAGAAUCCUGGAUUUCCGACGAGUCCCUCCAGCAGCUGGGAGAAUGAUUAAUGUCACAAAAGAAAUUUUAGAAAUCACAAAGAAUGAAAUCUUACAAAGUGUCUUUUUUAUUUCUCCAGCCAGCAAUGUCUGCUUCUUUGCGAAGUGCCCUUACAUGUGCAAAACAGAAUAUGCCGUGUGCGGGAACCCUCACCUCUUGGAAGGUUCCCUCUCGGUUUUCCUGCCUUCUCUCAACUUGGCACCGCGAAUCUCCAUCCCUAAUCCGUGGAUCCGAUCCUACACCUUUGCAGGAAAAGAGGAGUGGGAAGUAAAUCCUCUCUAUUGCAAUACCGUGAAGGAGAUUUAUCCUUACAGCAGCGGCAGCCGGCUACUCAAUAUCAUUGACAUGGCCAUAUUUGACUUCUUAAUAGGUAACAUGGACCGCCAUCAUUAUGAGAUGUUUACCAAGUUUGGAGAUGAUGGCUUUUUGCUUCAUUUGGAUAAUGCCAGAGGAUUUGGGAAACAUUCCUAUGAUGAGAUCUCCAUCUUGGCUCCUCUUAAACAGUGUUGCAUAAUCAAGAAGCUCACCUUGUUACGGCUGCAGCUUUUAGCCAAACCAGACUACAAACUGAGUGAUAUCAUGAGGGAGUCCCUCCUUCAAGACCGCCUUGCCCCCGUGUUGACUGAAGCCCACCUUCUGGCAUUGGACAGAAGGUUACAGAUUAUCCUGAAAACUGUGGAGAAAUGCAUAGAGGCCUUUGGAGAAGACACUGUUUUAGCUGACGCAAAGCCUUUGGAACCUGUGGCUUUUGACAGAAUGACACAGCCAAGCUAGAGUCAAAGGAGGGUGGGGGAAACUAGAACCUGAACUUGAAAUGAUUGUUCUUCCUUAAUCUGGACACGGGAGGAAGGCAAUCCACGGCAGAAUUGGGAAACCACUGGGUGGUUGAAACCGGCAGCUUUGGCCUCAAAUUUAUAGAUGGGAAUCGCAUACACAUCGCAGCUACACAAUCUUCCUGCCUCUUUUCCAAGAGAUUGAAGAUACACCAAUUUCUGUAACGACCAAACUAUGUCUUUCUCGGGAUUUGCCUGGGUUCACCAUGGCUAGGAUUGGUGGGUUGAAUAAAGAAACGGAGAGGCACUAAAGAAACAUUUCCAGAAUGCAUCCACACUGAGAUUUAGGACAAUAUUAAUAAGGUGGGCCUGUACCUCCUCAGGGAUGUUUAGUUUAUGGAGAACUGUAGUAGAAACUGUAAUAGAACUGUAGAAGCAGCCCUUGGCAAAAGCAAGCCAUGAAAAUGUGCUGAUGUGGCAGACAUUCUGGCUCUAACCUAGUUUAGACAACUCCACAACAGAAAGAAAAGCUACUUUAAGGCAUAAAAUCCCACACGCCUCAGGGUUGCCAAGGAAGGGGAAAUUGCUUUCUUUUGUGUAAAGGAUCCAUCAAUUUGGGGUUGCAUUGUGGGUGCCUUCAGAUGAUUCCAGAUGUCCUUGAUAUCAAGGCAAGGCAUAUAAGCUACAAUUUCACAUUAUAGCAAUUGCCACUGAAAUCUUUCCAGCCAUUCACUUUGGAAUAAUGAAGAAGACUAGCAUCUUGAUUGAUGUCUCAUCACCAGCUAACUGUAGCAAUGCUUUUUCAAGCAAACAGUAUCAUCACACUGGAAGUUGGACUUACACAUACAGAAACACACACACACACACACACACACACACACCUUCAGUGCAAUGUCUGAUGUAAAGAGUAGCAAACAGAAUAUGGGUUGUAGCAGUGAGCAGAAGGAAAUGUACCAAGGUAAUCUACAUCAACUUUAAAAGCACUAGGAAACACAUAUGGAAGUUGAAAAAAGAUUUUGCACCACAAUACGCUUUUUCAGGAUGCCAGCCAACUUCACACACUUCCCAUCCACUUUCAGACUCCACCCCUUUUUUUGCCAAUCAUCACCCUUUAACGCUUUAUAAGCAUGGUGUUAACUGACUGUGGGUACCGAAUUUGGUAGUUUUUUUAUUCCACGGUUCUAAAACUAUCUGGUACCAGUAAGGGAAACACUAAGGCUGGCAGCUCUAUGGCAGGUCUUCUGGCCUACAACAUUUCAUUGAAGUUGGGUACAAUGCCGAUAAUGCAACCAAGGUGUUUGAAGAAAUCAGAUGUCAACUGUUACGAGUUUCUUUCCCUGGUAAAUUUAUGCAAGGUCAUUAAAAUAUAGAUUUUUUAAAAGUCUGGUCAUCAAAACCAUCCCCCCACCCCUACCCUUGAGUUUAUCCAGUAGCCCUUCAAAACAAGUUUUAGUACACCAAGGAAUAUUGACAAUUCCAUGAGUCACCCCUAGUCCUUCCAGUAAUUCAAAACAUGUUUUGGUUUCACAUCUGAAAACAAUCUCUAGUGAAGAUUUCUUGAACAUGGACGUUGUCUCUAAUGUUUGUGGGGGGGAAUCUGGACAGAGAAGCUUGCCCCCACCCCCACAUCCCCAAGGAUUACCAUUAGGCUUUUGGCAAAGUAAUUCAGCAUAGGAGGUAUGAAGCUGGAACUCCAAAGAGCAACAAAAGUUGAAAAUCUAGUAUCAUCUCCCAUCCGAUAUUGGGAGUUUCACAUGAUCUUCCAAAUCUUCCUGAUCUGGCAACUUUCUGAAAUUCCAAAAGCUUCGUUAUUACUACCGUAUUAAUCUUGGAGGCUGAGAAUUCUGGUGUAGGUAUUUGGAGAGUACAAGCUAGGAAAAAAACUUCAUUUUGAAAUAUACUUGGUAUAUUCCAGUUUUAACAAUGAAAGCACCAUAUUCUUUAUGAUCCGUUUCCUAAAACCUAUUUAUAUUUUUAUCACCUGUAAGCAAUUAACAUACCAAAGCUAGAUCUUCUACAAAUAGGAAAAGUGGAAAUUCACUUUCCAAUUGUUGUCUAUGGUCACACAAAAGGACUUAUUGUACAAGUCCACGGGUAGCAUAUCAACUGCUGCAAACCUCCAAUUGCUCUUUGAAAGGAUACUCAAUCAUUAUUUUGACAACUUUGGGGAAAUUACCUGGCGACUCCAUAAACUUCCCUGGAGGAAAAUACUUAAUAUUUGAGUGUCAUGUAACG
Molecule: messenger RNA, 3590 nt
Organism: Thamnophis sirtalis
Lineage: Eukaryota; Metazoa; Chordata; Lepidosauria; Squamata; Natricidae
Source: RefSeq, a predicted model, not a curated record